GACAACCACACAGAAAGAUAUUCGGUUGAAAUGUGAAGCUUUGCAUUGUUGUGCUGUCGCAAAUUUAAAAAAAAUGGUCCGACAAUGUUGUGUUUCGAGUUGCUGUCUUUCCGAACGAAGGGCUGGACCUUCAAUUUCAUUUCACAGCCUACCCCGUGACGAUUCCAUUCUAUCGAAAUGGAGAGCGGCUCUUCGUUAUACAGAAGAUGAAAUUCCCGAUCCGGGUCCCAGAGCCUUUAUCUGCUCGCGCCACUUCCGUGAAAACGAUUUCAUGUUUGUCGGAAAUAAAAAGCAGCUCCGCGCAAGUGCUAUCCCAAAUAUUGAUUUCAUGGAUUAUGAUAGGAAAGCCGAUAUUGCUCUCAUCGGCCUGGCCGUGAUGGGUCAGAAUUUGAUCCUGAACAUGGACUCCAAGGGCUUCGUCGUCUGCGCAUACAACAGAACCGUCGAUAAGGUCAAACAAUUCCUCGAUAAUGAAGCUAAGGGUACCAAAAUAAUCGGAGCUACUUCCCUGCAAGAUAUGGUGAACAAAUUGAAGAAACCGCGAAAGAUCAUGAUGCUGGUUAAAGCCGGCAGCGCGGUCGAUGAUUUUAUCAACCAGUUGCUUCCGUUCAUCGAAAAGGGUGACGUCAUCAUCGAUGGCGGCAACUCGGAGCAUCAGGAUUCGGCACGGCGGUACGAGGAACUCAAGGCCAAGGGUAUUCUGUACGUCGGUUCCGGAGUCAGUGGCGGAGAGGAAGGUGCCCGCUACGGUCCCUCUCUGAUGCCCGGUGGUCAUCCGGACGCGUGGCCCCUGAUCAAGAACAUCUUUCAGGCAAUCUGUGCCAAAUCGAACGGCGAUCCAUGCUGCGAGUGGGUUGGCGAAGGCGGAGCCGGUCACUUCGUCAAGAUGGUACACAACGGUAUCGAAUAUGGUGACAUGCAGUUGAUUUGCGAAGCCUACCAUCUGAUGCUGGCGCUCGGCAUGACCCAGAAGGAAAUGGCCCAGGAGUUCGACGAAUGGAACAAGGGAGUGCUGGACUCGUUCCUGAUUGAAAUCACCCGGGAUAUUUUAAGCUACCAAGACAAGGAUGGAUAUCUGCUGGAGCGAAUCCGUGACACCGCCGGACAAAAGGGAACCGGAAAGUGGACAGCAAUCGCCGCUCUGCAUCAUGGCGUUCCGGUGACCCUAAUCGGCGAAGCGGUAUUCUCCCGUUGCCUUUCCGCCCUGAAGGAGGAACGUACCAAGGCUAGCAAGCAGCUUUCCGGACCGAGCGUUAAACCCACCGUCGCCGAUCGCAAGGCCUUCCUGACUCACAUCCGCAAUGCUCUGUAUUGUGCCAAGAUCGUUUCCUACGCCCAAGGAUUUAUGCUUCUCCGCGAGGCCGCCAACGAGUACAAAUGGAAUCUGAACUAUGGCGGCAUUGCUCUAAUGUGGCGAGGAGGCUGUAUCAUCCGCAGUGUCUUCCUUGGAAACAUCCGAGAUGCUUUCGUACGUAACCCACAGCUUUCCAAUCUACUGUUGAACGAUUUCUUCAAGGAUGCCAUCGUAUCGAACCAACAAUCGUGGCGUGAGGUUGUAAGCCGUGCUGUGCUAUGGGGAGUCCCAGUUCCUGCCAUGUCGGCCGCUUUGGCCUUCUAUGAUGGAUAUCGUUCGGAACGUCUUCCAGCCAACCUACUGCAAGCGCAACGAGAUUACUUCGGUGCCCAUACCUAUGAACUGCUGGGCAAGGAAGGCAAAUUUGUGCACACCAACUGGACCGGAAAGGGAGGAAACGUCUCGGCUAGUACUUAUUUGGCUUGAAAGCUGAACGAUGCUGCUAGGAAGGCAAUCAGUUCACCAGUGAAUUGCAUAACAACAUUCCCACCCUGUUUAGAUUUCAUUGUGAAAAGUACACACAUUAUCAUGGAAAAAAAUAUUUAUUGUUGCUCAUUCGAUAAGAUUUGCGAAAAUUUUGUUUGUAUAAAAGUGAUUGUUUUGUAUCAAAAACCAA
This is a messenger RNA of Armigeres subalbatus, 1970 nucleotides long. It is a transcript of the gene Pgd, whose product is annotated as 6-phosphogluconate dehydrogenase, decarboxylating. Gene Ontology annotation, biological process: pentose-phosphate shunt, oxidative branch; pentose-phosphate shunt. The transcript is spliced from 6 exons. Gene Ontology annotation, molecular function: phosphogluconate dehydrogenase (decarboxylating) activity; NADP binding. Gene Ontology annotation, cellular component: cytosol. Lineage: Eukaryota; Metazoa; Arthropoda; Insecta; Diptera; Culicidae. The coding region runs from base 74 to 1780 and encodes 568 amino acids. The record is from RefSeq and is a predicted model, not a curated record.